Molecule: messenger RNA, 1910 nt
Organism: Phyllostomus hastatus (greater spear-nosed bat)
Lineage: Eukaryota; Metazoa; Chordata; Mammalia; Chiroptera; Phyllostomidae
Gene: PCTP
Product: phosphatidylcholine transfer protein
Exons: 6
Coding region: 59-706 (215 amino acids)
Molecular function (GO): phosphatidylcholine binding; phosphatidylcholine intramembrane carrier activity
Source: RefSeq, a predicted model, not a curated record
CCUACAACAAACCUUUCUACGGCCUCCCUGCACGCGGAGGAACGGUGGCUGCGGAAGGAUGGACCCUGCUACUGCCGGUGGCUUCUCCCAGGAGCAGUUCCGGGAGGCCUGUGCCGAACUCCAGCAGCCCGCGCUGGCCGGGGCCGACUGGCAGCUGUUAGUAGAGACCUCGGGUAUCAGCAUCUACCGCCUGCUGGACCAGCAAACUGGACUCUAUGAGUACAAAGUCUUUGGUGUUCUGGAGGGUUGCCCACCGGCUGUGAUCACAGAUGUCUAUAUGGACUUGGACUACAGAAAACAGUGGGACCAAUAUGUCAAAGAACUCUAUGAAAAGGAGUGCGGCGGCCAGACCGUGGUCUACUGGGAGGUCAAGUACCCUUUCCCCAUGUCCAACAGGGACUAUGUCUACGUCCGGCAGCGGCGAGAGCUGGACGUGGGAGGACGGAAGAUCUACGUGGUCCUGGCUCAGAGCAUGUCCGUGCCACAGUUUGCCGAGAGGCCGGGUGUGAUCCGAGUGAAGGGGUACAAGCAGAGCCUGGCGAUUGAGAGCGAUGGCAAGAAGGGGAGCAGAGUUUUCAUGUAUUACUUCGAUAACCCGGGUGGCCAAAUUCCGUCCUGGCUCAUUAACUGGGCUGCCAAGAAUGGAGUUCCUAACUUCUUGAAAGACAUGGCAAAAGCCUGUCAGGCCUACCUCAAGAAAACCUAAGAAGGAGAAUCGGGAACCCUAUGCCCACGGACUGGUGUCUUCUUCAGAAGUGCCACAGCCCACGGACAUUACCCUCCCUCUCACCUUUCCGCCCUCAGAGGCUGGCACACUCUCCCUCCAGCACGUCGGCCCGGGGUGCACGUGCCUGGCGCCCAGCUUCCUCUCCCACUCUCCCUACUCCGGGGACCCCACUGCCUCCUUUCACUGCUGAAUAUGGGUCGGAUCAGGGAAACUUCUGCUUGUUUGUUUUUCAAAAAGGAAGUCCUCAAUAGGGAGCACAAUCACGCCACUGUGCCCUCUGAAGGGGAUGGGUAGGUGGAGGAGUGGUGACGUAAUGUCGGGGAGGAAUGACCUCUCCAGGCCAGCUGGCUGCAGCCCUGGAUGUGAGUCCCUGCGACUUGGGAGGGGCGGCCGGAAGUGACGUUCCCUCAUAGUGACCCUCAGUGUACCAGGCCUGGGAGACUGUGCUGAUGUCCAUUUGCCUUAAGCUUUGGUGACUUGAUUGAGCUGGGAUUUGAGGUGAUAAUCCAGUAAGUCCCUGCCCAGUCCCACUCCUGGAGGAUCACAGGCUGUUUUGGUUUCGAAGUAUUUUGAAAAAACAAAACAAAACAGUGUAAUCCUAACUAAGCACAUACUGUGAUAACCGCUUUUCCCUCAUCGUCUGUGUCUGGGUUCCUCUCCAUCCUGCCUGCCACUGGGGGGAGGUUUCUUUAAUGUCACUAGCUCUGCAUUCUACUGGAAACCGAGGCACCAGGAUGGCGCUGGUAGUUUCUGGAAGCCAAGGACACACAGCACUGCGAUCAAGUGUCCUUGUAUUCAAUACGAUGACUUUCCCUUCUAGAGUCUCUGGAGAUGUUGAAGGGAUAAUGAUCACAGCUGGGGAAAUAUUACUCAGUGGCUUGGUUGACUCUGCACUUUUUUCUCAGGAAUUUUACUGAAGUUGUCCACCUCUUCCACCCCCAAAAGACUUCUAGUUUCCCGUUUUCUCCUGAAGGGCAAGAUAUUCUGUGACACAGCCUUGAUGAUCUCAGGGAAAAAUCUUAACCACAGUGUGUGACAGUAUCAAACCUCGAUAAACGGGCAUAGAAAUUCAGGAUGUAAAGCUAGAAGCAAGGGAGUUAUUAAAAUGGGAUACUUCGAACAGUGUAUUUUCUCUCUGGGAAGGAAAGUUACUGAAUACCAAAUAAACACAGAGUGGCUUCUA